Molecule: messenger RNA, 1771 nt
Organism: Thermothelomyces thermophilus ATCC 42464
Lineage: Eukaryota; Fungi; Ascomycota; Sordariomycetes; Sordariales; Chaetomiaceae
Product: general substrate transporter
Exons: 7
Coding region: 1-1503 (500 amino acids)
Biological process (GO): transmembrane transport
Cellular component (GO): membrane
Molecular function (GO): transmembrane transporter activity
Source: RefSeq, a predicted model, not a curated record
AUGGCCUCGUCCUCGCAGGAAAAGGUCAGCUUCGAGAACGUCGAGGCCGCCGAUUCUGACCAUAUCGGCAAUGCCACCAAGGGGGCCGUCGUCGGCAGCGGAGCCCUCGCGGCCGACGACUUUGGCUUCUCCCCGGCCGAGCAGAGGAAGAUCAUCCGCCAGGUCGAUCGCCGGCUGGUGCUGACCGUCGGCGCCAUGUACUGCAUCAGCCUGAUGGACCGGACCAACCUAGGCGCUGCCAACAUUGCGGGGAUGGGUGUGGAUCUGGUCUUGAUCGAGAACCGAUAUAGCAUUGUCUCCCUCGUCUUCUUCAUCACGUAUGUCCUCUUUCAGCCGCCAUCGACGGUCAUCGUCCGCAAGAUUGGACCUAGGAUCCAUCUGGCCGCCAUCACCAUCCUUUGGGGCUCGUGCAUGAUCGGCAUGGGCUUCGUGAACCACUGGGGGCAGCUGGCGGGGUUGCGGGUGCUGCUUGGUUUCCUAGAGGCUGGCUUCUUCCCGAGCUGUGUAUACCUGUUGAGUACCUGGUACACGAGGUAUGAGGUUGGCAAGCGGAACUCGGUGUUUUACCUCGUUGGCUGUGUUGCCUCUGCCUUUGCUGGUAUUCUGGCCUACGGGCUCAUGCAAAUGGCCGGGCUCGCCGGGCUUAACGGCUGGCGGUGGAUCUUCAUCAUUGAGGGCAUCAUAACCGUGUUGCUUGGCAUAGCCGGCUACUGGCUGCUGGUCGACUUUCCCGAUGCGACUCGCAAGAACUGGAGCUUCCUCGGUGCCAGGGAGCGUGAAUGGGUUUGCGCUCGCGUCAAUGCCGACCGCGGCGACGUCAAGCCACAACCUUUCUCGCUGGCCAAGUAUCUCCGUGCCGGCAUGGAUAUCAAGGUGUGGGCGUACGCCAUGAUCUUCUUCAACACGACCACCGUCACGUACGCUCUGGCGUACUUCUUGCCCCUCAUCUUGACGGAGAACAUGGGCUUCAGCAUCGGGGCGUCCCAAUGCCUGGUCGCGCCGCCCUACGCCUUCGCCGGCAUCGUCAUGUUCGCCACGGCCUGGGCCGGUGACAGGUACCGCAUCCGCGGGCCCAUCGUCGCCUUCAACUGCCUGCUGUGCAUCAUCGGCCUGCCGCUCAUGGGCUUCCACUCGAAGGCGGCCGUCCGCUACUUUGGCGUCUUCCUCGUCACCGCGGGCGCCAACGCCAACGUGCCCGCCGCCAUGUCGUACCAGGCCAACAACAUCCGGGGCCAGUGGAAGCGCGCCUUCUGCAGCGCCACCUUUGUCUCCUUUGGCGGCAUCGGCGGCAUCGCGGGGAGCCUGGUCUUCCGCAACCAGGACAAGCCGGGCUACAAGCCGGGCCUGUACGCCUGCAUCGCCACCACGCUGCUCACCUUGGUCAUCGUGGGCCUGCUCAGUCUCGAAUUCCGCCGGCUCAACAAGAAGGCGGACCGGGGCGAGGUCCCGCUCGAGUGUGAUUCGGACGAUACAUAUGAGCCUGGUUUCCGUUACACCUACUGAAUUUUUUUUUGGGGGGGGGAGGAGGAGGAGGAGGAGGAGGAAGGAGUUGGGUGAUGAUAUACCCACAUGAGCGGGUGACUUGAACGAGAUUAUUAAUCAAAUGUGCGCAGUCAUUAUUUCUUUGGGUCUAGCUGCUUCGUUGGUCCGGGUGGGCUGGGAUUGUUGGCGGGAGAAUUGUUAUGUACAGCCAGCCAACCUGAUGAUGAUGAUGUUGUUGUAAUACCAAGAAUUCAGGAGAGCCGUGUGUUGCCGUUCAUCCUGUAUAUAC